AUGCUAUCGGAAAAGCUCAACGACAUGUUCACGUCCUUUUCAGAGAACCGCGACCAGCACUAUCGCGCGCAGAUCCAGGCCGUGCAGACUGACAUGGCCUUGAUCAUGCGUGCCGACCCAUACCAAAACAAGCCGCUGGAUGAUACUGGAGACGAGGUGGCUGAUGCCAUCCAUGGCACAACUGGCUCCCAGCCGCCUCAACCCGGAACUGCCACUGGCGACUACGUCGCUCAGGUUGGUCGCUUCUACAGCAAGUUUGUCAACGAUGCAAAUGAUGCCCUGGAGACGCGCGAUAUCGCCCUGACCAUGCUCUGGAACAAGUACCAGGCCAGUAUGCGCGAGCUCGAGCAAUCGCAUUCUUACAAGGUUCGACUCGCCCAAGAAGAACACCGCCAUCUCGCAAACACACUUCGUGAGCGACUGGUCGCAAGCGUGAAGCAGCGGCAAGCACGGCUGCUUAAGGAAAAGGAACAACUGGAUAUCGCGGACAGCAAUGCUCUGCUACUACACCCCAACCAGUUCAGCAUCACAAAUCCUGCGUCUCCCGGAGGUCCAGCUAGCAACCGAAAGACUCGGCAUACUCGUCAUCGCGUCGGCGAUCCGGACGACAUGGUCAGCACUGCUAUGGCAACCGAGAAGUCGCGCAAGAGGAAAGCUGCCUUCGAGGAUGCUGACAGCGGCUCACCUGGUCCCUCGGGACGGAAUGCUGACCUAGGUUUCGCAUCUCCAUUUCGUGAUGCGAAGGCGAAGACGAUGCAUACGCAGUUCGAGGCGCCGGCCUACUCGAUCGACCGCCUAUUCACGGAUAAGGAGCUCGCCAUGACCAUGAAUACCGCGGCGGUCGCUACGACGCACUUCUUUAACAAGCUAAGGGUGCAGGAGCAAAACAAUCACAAUGGCUCGGCCAACGGUGCUAACGGUGCACACCAUGGCGGGACUGAUGGCGGCGAUGACUCGGGCACUCCCACGGCCAACGAGGGCGAGGCUGAGGGAGAUGAGGACACAGCGACGCCCGCUGCACCCGAGAUGGAGCGCACCCAGUCACAUCAUGCGACUCGUGGAUCGACGCGCAACAACCCGCUGGCAGACCUCGCCCUGGCUGCCGAACGGACUGGCACUCUUCCAUUUGCCAGUGUCGCCCCGGUUAUUCUGCCAGCCAACGUUGGCAGCAAGGCCAAUGCAUCAGCGCCGACUCCUCCCGGUCUUUCGAAUGCAGAGGUUGACAGCGACUUCAUCAUCAUGGCCCGACCAUCUGACGGCAACGAUGAUAUCAACGAGAAACUUCUGCAAACUGCGUGCGGUCCACUCCAAGCCAGAGAGUAUCAAUAUCAGCCAAGCAAUCUGCGCAACGAUCACAGCGUAAACGGCAUAGGCGCGCUUGCGCCACACAUGGACCUCAGCGGUGUGUCGAUCAGCGCGGCAAACAGUGAUAGCGGCAUGGGUGGCGUACCGAUGAGCAGGCACGGCAAUGGUAGCUCGAUAGGCGGCGUCGGUAUGCGGCGAACCGGCAGCGGCAUGGGAAGGGGCAAAGGCCGUGCAGCUUGA
Lasiodiplodia theobromae is the source of this 1545-nucleotide messenger RNA. RefSeq names its product Deacetylase complex subunit protein. The transcript is spliced from 2 exons. The coding region runs from base 1 to 1545 and encodes 514 amino acids. Gene Ontology annotation, cellular component: Sin3-type complex. The record is from RefSeq and is a predicted model, not a curated record. Gene Ontology annotation, biological process: negative regulation of transcription by RNA polymerase II. Gene Ontology annotation, molecular function: histone deacetylase binding. Lineage: Eukaryota; Fungi; Ascomycota; Dothideomycetes; Botryosphaeriales; Botryosphaeriaceae.